AUGAUCGAGACAGAUAUUGAUCGACCUCAUAUACAAGGUCUAGCCCAAGAAGAAAACCGAGAUUUAGAAGGUGUAUUGAACCCAUCCGAUUCCGUAGACACACAGUCACGUAUUGGGGACAAUGGAGCUUUACAAAUUCAAGCGGACCACUUUCGGGAAGCACUGAACAAGACAAUUGAUCAAAGGGACAACACAGAGAACCCUGAGGGGGUCAUAGAGUUAGAGGAGAGAAUAAUUGCUCUUAGAAAAGCUAUGAUGAGAACACUCCAACAGAGGGAGAUAGAAGAAGUGAGAGCACAGCAGGAAGAAGAUGUUAGUAGACUGCAAAGGUUUAAAGAGUGGGCUAAGGAGAAUAUGCUAGGUUUGUCUGCCAUUGCUAUCACAGUCGCUGGAAUUAUCACAACGGUUGUCAUAGGAGCUCGAACGGCUAUUAUUAAAGGUGCUCAGGCCACAAGUAAGUUCGCUAAAGCUCUUGCCAACCUAGGGAAGAAACUGGGACCAACGCUACUACCACUGUUUAACAUGCUGGCGAAGCUUGUGUCACUAGGUGCAAAGGGUCUGGCUUGGUUGGCAAGCAAUCUGUGGGUCCUAGCCAUUGCGGUCGCUUGGUUUGCAUAUGACUACUUUAAGGAGAGGAGGAGAAAGAAGUAA
Paramuricea clavata is the source of this 651-nucleotide messenger RNA. The record is from the annotation of a GenBank genome assembly. NCBI's taxonomy places the organism in Eukaryota, Metazoa, Cnidaria, Anthozoa, Malacalcyonacea, Plexauridae.